Messenger RNA from Magnolia sinica, 3431 nucleotides. Its product is annotated as receptor-like protein 56. The record is from RefSeq and is a predicted model, not a curated record. Gene Ontology annotation, molecular function: protein binding. The transcript has 4 exons. Lineage: Eukaryota; Viridiplantae; Streptophyta; Magnoliopsida; Magnoliales; Magnoliaceae. Bases 13 to 2478 code for a protein of 821 amino acids.
CCAUAUGAAGGUAUGGAUUUAAUCAAUUUGAAGAGAACGUGGGUGUUAUGCAUUCUUGGGUUAGUUGGUAGCUUGGGAUUUUGUUGCUGGUGCGAGGGGUGUUUGGAUGAAGAGAGAGAAGCUCUCUUGCAAAUCAAACACGAUAUCAACUAUCCAAACGGGUCUUCUCUCUCCAACUGGAAAGGUGAUGAUUGCUGCCAAUGGAGUGGUCUGUGGUGUAACAGACAGACAUCUCGUGUAAAUGAAAUCACCCUUUAUCAAAAGAGAGUAGAGGAUUUGGGAAAAUGGUAUCCAAAUGCUACUUUAUUUGCUCAGUUUAAGGAUCUGUCUUUUCUAGAUUUAAGCUUGAAUCAGAUAGGCGGAUGGAGAAUGCCUCAAGGAUUUAACAAGUUACGGAAUCUCCACAUAUUGUAUCUGGGUGGUAAUCAGCUCAGUGAUGAAGGCAGUUCUCCUUGGAUUGGCAACUUAAUAUCCUUAACUACGCUUGACUUGCGUUCCAACGAUCUCAGUAACUCAGUUCCACUCACAGGACUGAACAAGUUACAAAAUCUCGAGUUACUGUAUCUUGAUGGAAAUAGGCUCACUGAUGAAGGCAUUUCUCCUUGGAUUGGCAACUUAACAUCCUUAACUACACUUCGCUUAAAGUCCAACAAUCUCAGUAACUCAAUAACUCUCACAGAUAUUUGUGAAUUGAGGAAGCUAAAGUACCUGAACCUCAAUAAUAACAGUAUCAAGGGAAGAAUUCAUCCAUGUAUUGGUAACAUGCACUCCCUUCAAGAUUUGGAUCUCAGCUAUAAUCGAUUUGAAGGAAGCAUUCCUCCUCUGGACAACCUUACUUCAUUGAUUGAGGUUCACUUUCAACAUAAUGACUUGGAUGGUGUUUUUCCAUUUUCCACUAUCGCCAACCUCUCUGAGCUCUUGGUUCUUGACCUUUCAGACAAUCCCCAAUUAAGAGUAGAAACAGAAUCGCCAGCAUGGUUUCCAUCCUUUCAGCUUCAGGAACUUUAUCUAUCUCAUUGUCAGUUGAACCAACACAGUGGUGGAGGCAUUCCAAGUUUCCUGUCUACUCAAUACUUAGAUACGAUUGAUCUUUCAAACAGCAACCUAGUUGGCAGAAUUCCUUCUUGGUUACUCUACAACAUUACGAGUCUGGAUAGUCUGGUGUUGAGAGGCAACUCGCUGGACGGCUCAUUCCCUCUACCUUACCAACACAAUAACUCAAGCAUCACUUGGCUCGAUGUCUCUGAAAAUCAUGUCCUGCGCCCAUUUCCCUUUGACAUAAGCAUGUUUCCUCUAUUAGCGUACCUUAACAUUUCUAGAAAUGCUUUGCGAGGAAGCAUUCCAUUGGAUGCUAGUACUGCUCAAACUCUGCAAAUAUUAGACCUUUCUGAUAAUGAAUUAUCAGGAAAAAUACCUGAUGAUUUGCUAGCAAAUAGCAGUUCAUUGGUACACCUGAGCUUGUCAAACAACAAAUUGCAUGGAGAUAUGCUGCCUAGACAUUGCAGCAUGUCUAGCUUGGAGACUCUGCGCCUUGAUGGAAAUGGUUUCACAGGGACAAUCUCACAUGGACUAUCUAACAGCACUCAGUUAUUAAGGCUGGAUGUUAGGAGGAACUCCUUGUCUGGCACUAUUCCAAGUUGGUUGCCUGCACUUUCAAAUCUAACAUCCCUUCUCUUAGGAGAUAACAAUUUUGUAGGUGACAUUCCUACAGAGUUGUGUCAAAUGCAAAAUCUGCGUCUGCUAGAUUUCUCCAAAAACAGACUUUCAGGAAACUUACCUUCUUGUUUCAGCAAUAUCUCCUCUUGGAUGAAUGAAAUUCUUGUCUCCACCGAUAUUCUUGCAAGAAGCUUGGAGAAUUCUAUAAGGACUGAAUUCAUGACAAAGGGAAACUCGUACUCUUAUGUGGGAAUUCCACUUUUCUUGAUGACUGGAGUCGACUUUUCUUUGAACCAGCUGACGGGUAAUAUUCCAUCAGAUAUGGGAUAUUUGAAAGUGCUCCGCUCAAUGAACUUAUCCCACAACCUUCUAACAGGUCCAUUUCCAGAAUCUUUCAAGUAUUUGAAGAAGAUAGAAAGCUUGGAUCUCUCUUAUAACAAGCUGAAAGGGAGAAUCCCACCGCAAAUAACUCAACUCACAACCUUGACUACUUUCAGUGUCGCCUUCAACAUACUCUCUGGUGCAUUACCAGAUUUCAAGAACCAAUUCUCCACAUUCAGUGAGAGUAGCUAUGCCGGUAAUCCAGGUCUCUGCGGGGAACCUCUAAAAAGAAGAUGCUCAUCUGACAUGCCAUCACAGCCCACGGGAGGAAGGAUUGAAGAAGAAGAAUCACGAAUCAUCGAUAAUCCAGUGUUUUUCUACUCAUGUGUGGCGAUGACACAUGCAUUAGGAUUCUGGAUCUUUACUGGACUUCUUUUCUUCAACAAGGGAUGGAGGCUGAAGUUCUUCAGAACUGUGGACCGUUAUACAUGGGUAAGUUGAUCAUAAUCAAUUUAGAAAUUGUACUCAACAAUGCAAAACACUGUAUUAUGUUUACAUGUUAUUUAUAUAUGUAUCCAAAUAAAUUCCUUCCACAUUCAUGAUUUCAUUGUUCGAAUAUUCAUCUAAUGAGCUAUGUAUUGACAAAAAGCAUAUGAAUUCGAUACUGGGAGAGAUCAAUUUUAUGCAGUUAUUUUUCUACAGAUCCUCGAUCGGUCGAGGUGAGCUCCAGGAAUGGGAUUGGAGUUCUUGUAAGUACUCGAUACUGUUUAAUCAAUGGUUGUUGAUCUUCUUCUUCCUCGGCACUAACGUGCAAACAGAAAAAUGCCAAUAGAAUAAAUCAGAAAAGGGAUAGUACAACAAUGAAAUACCUCUGGCAGAAGUGGGUGUAGCAUAAAAACCAUGGUUGUUGUAACGACUGAGGUCGGCCAAACCGCAUUCCGAGAGCUACCGAUGAUUAGCGAAGAACUGGAAGGAAUACCUGAAUGGUUGUCAGGGGCUGGUGCUUGCAACUGCGUGGUUUUGAUGCAGAUGCAGCCCUUUUAACACGAACGGGCUCAGCCAGUGCCUGCGGUUACCUCCUACUACCAACUGCUCCUCCCACAGCAGCCUAAGUGGAUCUAGCAGUGUCUGGGCCAUGGGCAGUUUGAGUCACUCCAACAAACGCCUGGGCAGGAACCUGAGGAGCCCAUGAAAUUGCAGGCCGCACUUGAUGGAAAAGACGUUGUAGUUUGGAAAGAUGCCUGAAGUACCGAUGCCCAGAUAAUAAGAAGCCCACCAAAUAUGGAAUCCUAGAGUCGCCGACGGGCGAUAGAGCAGGGAAGCAAGAAGAGGAGUGAUUUGUUGCAUUGUCGAAGUCUCGGUGAAAGAGCAAGUAUUCCUUAGGCAAAUGGAAAAUUUUCCAUGAAAGAGGGUUUAUGUCGUUGUGGGAGAAAAGGCGAGGGAGAAGAAUGCUC